GGGUUAGAGCUCUGGUAGAAGUAGGUGUUUUGUGUGGCCGAAUCCGGCGUUCGCUCUCCCUUUCCUCUUUUAGCGGGCGCUUUCCGUGCCUCCUUUUCCUCCUCCCCUGGUGCAGAUCAUCUGGUGAUCGCCUUGAGCCCGCGCUUUGCCCCCCGCACCAUCCCUGUGCUCAGACACAAAAGGACGUUUGGUCAGCUUCUUUGUUAGGACUUCAUGUCUGUAUUUUUCCCCAUUCACUGCCCUGAUUAUUUGAGAUCAGCUGACAUGACUGAGGUGAUGAGCGCUCCAUCUAUGGAUGAGAUUGGUCUAAGCCCUUGCAAAGAUGGCCUAUCUUAUCAGAUUUUCCCUGACCCUUCUGACUUUGAUCGCUACUGUAAGCUGAAGGACCGCCUUCCUUCCAUUGUGGUAGAGCCAACAGAAGGAGAUGUGGAGAGCGGAGAGCUAAGAUGGCCGCCUGAGGAGUUCCUGGUCCAGGAAGAAGAAGAAGAAAACUGUGAUGAAGCAAAGAAAGACAGCAAGGAGCAAUAAAUGGCACUGAGUCUUCUGUACUAAUUCAAAUGCUGUGUCAUCCUGAGGGGGAGAACCACAACUGUUCUGAAGAGUCUUUUUCUACAAAAGACAUUCAAUUUUGCACCUGCAAGAUCUUAGUUUUUGUUUUGUUUUUUCAUAUUCUCUAUUGAGAACUGAAGUGCUUGAUGUGACAAUCUCCAGCUGAAACUAAGGAAGAAAAAUGGCUGCUCUUCUUAAGAGUUACUGCUGAAUUUUGUUGAGGUUAUUAGGGUGCAGCAGUGAAAUAGCAGGGUGCUUUAGUGGAGGAUUAGCUAGGCAGGAAACCAUGUCAUAUGUGAGGCAGAAGAAGUGAAAGCCCAAGUGUAAAAUGCAGCUGCAUAUCUAAAAAGAUUUGCCUCUGGCUAUGAAACCACGAGAGUAGUAUUCAUCUCUAAAACUUGCCUUCAAAUAGUGCUUCUGUUGUGUGUGUGUGUGUGUUUGGGGGUUGGGAGGCAGGCAAGAUGGUAACAUGCCACUUAAAUGCUCCAGUGAUAUUACACCAUCACGCAGGUGUACCUGCUGAACAGUGUAGAGGAGCAGUGGUUGAAUAACUUCUCAUCCCAAAGUCACAUAAUUGCUGUAGGAAUUAUGGUGCUUGGCAUUGGCUUGCCAGCCUGUUAUACAAAAGCUAUCUUUCUCCCAGCCCCAUCACUCCAGUUUUUGUUCUUCAAGAACCUCCACAAUGCUGAGGUGCUUUGGAUGGUCGAGCACCAGUUUUAAAAAUGGCACUUGGCCAUGUAGCACUAGCCUUAUUUGUCUGGCACAAGACAACAGGCAAGUUGCAAUGGUGUGUGUGGGGGGAAAAUAAAGUGGAGAUCUUGCCAUAAGAAUAACUUCAAGUAUAUAUUUCUUUUUUGCCAUCGUAACUGCUAUCAGUUCUCCAAGUCAAUAAGAUAUCUGGUGGCAGAGAGAGACCAGCUUUUCCGAUGGCAUUGAAGCUGUAUGGUUUGACUAUGUGGCAAAUGCCAGAUUAAGGGCUUGCUUUAUGGGAGCCAACCAGGCCAUCUGAUAAGGGUGCAAAAACAGCUCUGGAGCUUCUGUGAAAGCAGGAUGACAAAUGUGAUCAUUGGAGGAAAGCAGGUCUUCUCUUCCGAAACAAUAAAAUAGUAUUAUGGUCUCAGUGUUGUGGAAAAAAUAAAGUGCUUUUUCAACAUAUCUAUAGAAUUUCUUCAAGAUAUAAAUUCUCAAUAAUAAACUUCUCUUUUGCUGUCCUGUUUAACUUUUCCUGAGAGAGGAAGAAAUUUUUUCAGGGUAAGCUAAUUUGCAGCUUUCUAGGAGAAAGCAUCUCUUGGCUUGGAUAAGUCCUGGCUCAUGUCAGAGGAUUGGCUAGGGAAAGGACCAUUCUGAGCAAUGGAAUACUUUGGAUUUCCAUCAAUUCUGGAGGAACUAAAGCAGAAAUCCCACCAGUGAUGCAUAUUUUUGAUGGCCUUGACAGGAUAGUCAAAAUAAUUUGUAGUCUCCCAUGUUCCUUGCUCAUUAGCUCUGGUUUUGGGGGGGUUUAAAGAAAUGUUGGGCCUUUGUAUAUAUUUGUAUUUGAUACCUCAUGAGUAGUAAAAACGCUGGCAGUGGGAUAGGGGGUUUGCUUGUUUAAAAAUCUGCAGGAUUAUUUUUCAGUCUUGUCUUGCUUGUGUUUUUGACAUAAUGGCAAUAACUUUUUAACAGUUGUGAGUCACUGUUACAUGUGGGUGUGAGGUUGCAGAUUUCUCCUGUCUAAGUUGUUUGUCUCUCUUCCCUCCCCCCCCCCUUUUUGUUAAUAUAGUGUGGGGGAUAUAGUUGGUGUUUUUGCUUUUCUUUUGGCAGCCAAGAACCUGCCAGUCACACAUGUGCUUACCUGUCUUGGUGGAUGGUUUUGUCCUCACUGAAACCUGUCUUGUGUCAUUACCUAGCCAAGGUUGCUUUAAAAUCAGUGGAUCCAAAUGUUUUUCAGUCUUGUAUCCUGGACACCUGUUCUUGUCUUGCUGUUCAGUAGAACAAGCCUUUACACCUGCACACCAGCCUAAAUCUUUCAAUUACUUUAGUUGCUUUUGGAUUUUGUCCCCAAGCUUUGAAAUUGUCCAAUGUUAAUCCACUUGGAAAAGCAAAAAUCCUUAUGCUUAAGAGUGGAAAUGCUGUUUGUCUUGAAAUAUAUUUGCAUAUCCUUUUCUGCCUCUCCUUUUGUUGUUGAUGCUUGUAUGUCUGUCAUUGUUUGAAUGUGUCUGAAGAACAAAGCACUCCUGUUGAACUUCUGUAUAUUACAUUCUGUAUUUCUGUAAUUCUUUUUUGAGGCUCAGGGAAAAAGCUAGCAUUUUUUUCAAACUACUUUUGUCACUGUGACAGUUGUAAAUAAAGUUUGAAAAUGCUUUCCAAA
Heteronotia binoei (common prickly gecko) is the source of this 2896-nucleotide messenger RNA. RefSeq names its product LBH regulator of WNT signaling pathway (gene LBH). NCBI's taxonomy places the organism in Eukaryota, Metazoa, Chordata, Lepidosauria, Squamata, Gekkonidae. The transcript is spliced from 3 exons. Gene Ontology annotation, biological process: positive regulation of DNA-templated transcription. The record is from RefSeq and is a predicted model, not a curated record. The coding region runs from base 214 to 528 and encodes 104 amino acids. Gene Ontology annotation, cellular component: nucleus.